Messenger RNA from Bicyclus anynana (squinting bush brown), 1305 nucleotides. It is a transcript of the gene Sumo, whose product is annotated as small ubiquitin-related modifier 3. The transcript is spliced from 3 exons. NCBI's taxonomy places the organism in Eukaryota, Metazoa, Arthropoda, Insecta, Lepidoptera, Nymphalidae. Gene Ontology annotation, biological process: protein sumoylation. The record is from RefSeq and is a predicted model, not a curated record. Bases 154 to 426 code for a protein of 90 amino acids. Gene Ontology annotation, cellular component: nucleus. Gene Ontology annotation, molecular function: ubiquitin-like protein ligase binding; protein tag activity.
CUCCAAGCCACUCGAUCGAGUAGACGCCGCCAUUACCUUACCACGCUACCGGAUCUGUCAUAGCAAAUCAAAUAGUUUUCGUGCAUUUAUAAUAAUCAGUGAAGUUCUUUGCCGUGUUCAUAGAAAUCAAUAUAUAAAUAAUUUCAAGGCAAGAUGUCUGACGAGAAAAAGGGCGAAACCGAGCACAUUAAUUUGAAAGUCUUAGGGCAGGAUAACGCUAUAGUGCAGUUCAAAAUUAAGAAACAUACACCUCUCAGAAAGUUGAUGAAUGCAUACUGUGAUCGAGCGGGUCUAUCAAUGCAAGUAGUCCGAUUCAGAUUUGACGGCCAGCCUAUCAAUGAAAAUGACACACCUACAUCACUGGAAAUGGAAGAGGGUGACACAAUAGAGGUGUACCAGCAACAGACGGGUGGCACUCUAGUGUAAAUUGUAUAAUAAGGAACUGUCCAGUUAUGGGAAGAUUGACCCAUCUCAAAAGUUUAACAUUAAGUUAAUAUUAAUUACCUACAUUAUUAAUUAUCUGUGAAGUGUUUAAUUUCUGAGACGCAAUGUCUUAAUUGAUAUUUUUCUUCUCAUGAUGUCUCUGAAAUUCAAAAACAACAUUGGUGUGUGUAAAUUAUUUUGACCUGGCACUAUAAGACAUUUUCACACACAUAUCUGUGUGUGUUGUGUCUAUGAAGCCAAAGAAAUACAUUUCACUAAAAUGUGACUGAAUAUGACAUUUUGCAUUCAUUCAUGUGCCAAGUACAAAUAAUUUAAAUAUACAAAACAAUGGAUUCUGAACUGUUUUGGUUUCAAAGACACCUUUUGCCUAUUAUUUGUUUUUUUUUCUACCCAAAUGUGUCUCGGAAAUUUAAAAACUAAAGUAAGUGGGUAAACUUUGAGAUAAACCAAAAUGAUUUCAGGUGACUUCAUUAUAAUUCCAUUGUGAUAAUUUAAGUUAACGCGUUUACAAACAGACAGUAUUUUGAAUGCUGAAUCGUUUAGGCAUUAUGACAAGUGUUUAUGUGGAUAACUAAUUUAUUGGACCUUUGUCCAUCUUACUAUCAUCGCUGAUCAAUGUUAUACCUAUCUAUUGGAAUUAAAAUAAAAGUAAAUGUAUUGCAAUUGGUUUUUAUUUUUGCUCUCACCAUUCUAUACCGCUUACAAAAAGUCUGUAUUUUAAAUGCUGAAUCUUUAAUAAAUAGGAUGGUUUUUUAUGUGGAUAACUGUAAUUUAUUGAAUCUGUGUCCAUCUAUCUCACUUGUCAUCUCUGAUUCAUGUUGUACCUAUCUAUUGGAAGUAAAUAAAAGUAAAUGUAUUAAA